Molecule: messenger RNA, 489 nt
Organism: Strongyloides ratti
Lineage: Eukaryota; Metazoa; Nematoda; Chromadorea; Rhabditida; Strongyloididae
Product: Endonuclease G, mitochondrial
Exons: 2
Coding region: 1-489 (162 amino acids)
Biological process (GO): apoptotic DNA fragmentation
Cellular component (GO): nucleus; mitochondrial inner membrane
Molecular function (GO): metal ion binding; nucleic acid binding; single-stranded DNA endonuclease activity
Source: RefSeq, a predicted model, not a curated record
AUGUUUCCAUAUGUUAAAUUAUCUGCUGCGGCAGCUGCUUCUAUAGGAUCAUUCUUUUUAGGUUAUGCCAGUCAUGACACAUUUCGUACAGCAAAACUAACAACUUCAUUAAAUGUAAGUAAUUCAUUGACUGCUGAAGAUCCAAAUAAAUCAAUACCACCAUCAAGGGCAAGUCAAAUAAUGAAGUUUGGUUAUCCUGGUUUUGAAAAUUUACGUGUAUAUGAAGAUUUUGUUUUAUCUUAUGAUCGCAAAACAAGAACAGCACACUGGGUUUUAGAACAUUUAACUCCAGAAAGAAUGCAAUAUAGUCCAACUGUUGACAGAAAUCUUUGUAAAUUUCGUCCUGAUACUUCUAUUCAUCCUUAUUUUCAAUCACAGAAUGAUGAUUAUCUUAAAUCAGGAUAUGAUAGAGGACAUUUAGCUGCUGCUGGAAAUCAUAGAAAAAGUCAACUUUCAGUUGAUCAAACAUUUUUCUUAACAAAUAUAUAA